Messenger RNA from Aspergillus fumigatus Af293, 513 nucleotides. RefSeq lists its product as uncharacterized. The record is from RefSeq and is a predicted model, not a curated record. NCBI's taxonomy places the organism in Eukaryota, Fungi, Ascomycota, Eurotiomycetes, Eurotiales, Aspergillaceae.
AUGCAUUGCUAUUUCGAGCCCUUUGGACCCGAAAAUGACCCUUUGUUUCAGAGCAAAUACUUCAAGCAGCACAACCCGAGAAAUCAUCCUUCUCUGAACGACUCAUGCGUGCGAAAGGUACCGCUAUCCCAGAUCCCACCGGAAUUGGUCAAUGAUGCUCUUAAUGGGGGUUCGAACCUCCUUGAGAGGUUCUGCGCGGGUGUAUGGGGUGGUUAUGGGACCAAUGUGACGAAUCACUUCGUCGUCGUUGGGAAGACUCCCAGAUCCGUCGUUCUGUGGGGAGCCCAUUCCCCGUCCGAAAAUCCAGGAGUCCCUCGGGACAUGGAGAACCUCGCUGAAAUCACGACUGAUAUCGACAUUGACGAGGGCAUGGCCGAGUUCAGGCUGAAGAACAUCUUCUACAACGGCAAAGAGCGGACCUCGAAAGACCUCUUCCCGCCACCGAUCGUGUGGCUGCAUUUCCAAUACUGCAAAUUAUUGGUUGAGGCGGGAGUGAGCCACUGCAAGGCAUAG